AACAGUCAAAACAAUGCCACAAAGAUGACAUUGUUUUGACACACGUAAAACUUGACCAGAAGUUUUUACUUGAAAAUUUUAUCGAAAAUAAUUAUUAAAUUGUUUAACUGAGUCAAGCGAUUAAGCAAAUCAAGAUGGCGCCAAAGGCUGAAAAACAUUAGUGUUCAUUGACUGGGUGGCAACAAUUAUAACUUUUUCAUUCACUUCUGGUUUAUGAGUCUUGAAACUUGAAAAAUCGUCGGUUUAUAUCGAAAAAACAUUAACACGUCCAAUACUCUCUUGAUCGUCUAGUAUAAGCAUUUUGAUUUUAAAUUUAAGUGUGACAAGAUGGAUUCAUUAGAAAAUGAUGACCAACUAACAAUAGUUAAUCGGUCCACGGAACAUCGUAUAAGUAAGAAACUAAUCCGUAAAAUACCUUAUUUUGAAAAGAUGCUGAGCCAUAAUUUAAAGGAAUCAAAGGAAAAUAAAGUUGAACUGGAUUUUGAUGAACAAACCUUCCAAAUAAUUUUUGAUUGGGCUGCAAGCAACUAUAAUUUUAUUAUGAUCGAGAUGGAUUACAUAAUGGGUUUGUGCGAGUUAGCUGAUUAUUUUGGUCUGGAUUGGAUUUCAAAACAGUGUAUUACCUAUUUUGAUGAUAACUUUUCAAUUGAACACCUUCCCUUUGUUAUUCCUAAAAUAAAUGUUACAUCUAAAUGUAUAAACUCUGGUGCUCUCAAUGCUUUCAUCUGCCGUUAUUUCUUGAAGCUAGCAAACACAAUUUUUUGGUUUGAAUAUCCUAUUGAAACGAUUGAAUACAUUUGUGCUUUGGAUCUGAUGAUUUAUUCAGAAUAUCAAGUAUUCGAAGUAAUCAUGAGAUGGAUCAAUAUCAAGGCGGACUCAAGAAAGUGCCAUCUCGAAGGAUUGUUAAAGCUAGUUAGAUGGUGCCAUUUAAACGAGGAAGAUUUAUCCAAAAUAAAAGAAAACGAAUUGUUAAAAUCUUCAGGUCUUGAGCCAAUAUUUUGUGCUCCUCGAAAGGUUAAUUGUGAUUGUAUCUUCAAUAGAACCAAGCAAAACUUUUUCAUCAUGAUUGAAGAGCUGGAUAGUAGAGGUUUACAAAUAAAUGUACUUGACAACAACUUUAAGCAACUGGUUAGUCAAGUCAUCCAAGAAGAUGCGUCGAUUUCUUCAAACCUUUUCCAUGACGAACAUAUUUCUGAUAUUACUUAUAAUUCCGGAAUGACUGCAAUUCGAAUAGACUGGAAACAAAAUAAAUAUAAGUAUAUUGCACCUUUUGUGUCUUAUAUUCAAGUGAAAAAAUGGCUCACUAAGUUGCAACAAGGAGACCCUUUUACCGCGAAUCACGGGCUGCCAGGUGAAAUUCGAAAUGGCUUUUUACUGCUAGAAGCGGCUAAACAUUUUAUUCCGAUUUACAUCGAGAAUUCGUGUUUGCGUCUUCUUUCAGGGACAAUCUACGAAAAUUAUAAAGAUUUUCAUCAAAUAUCCCAAUACAAAGCAACUCUUGUGGAUAAUAGGAUUUACUUGUUGUCAGAUGGAAAUUUAUGCGAAUACGUAUUUGCGCAAUCUACAUUCUUCCGUCUUGAUAAUGUCAAACUGAAUUGGAGCCAUCGGAUUCAGGAAUUCAGAUUCGAAUAUUCAUUGUUAACAUCAAGUCCAGCGGGUGAUAAAAUUAUUUUGAUUGAUAAAUACACAAAAAAUUAUAUUUGUAUCGACCUCAAUACUAAAAGAAAGUCUAAGGGUCGUAUGAUAUCUUAUUGCUAUGCUGAUGGCCAAAAGGAAUCCAAAACGCUGUUAACUUUGACUUCAGCUUUUCUCCCGCUAACCACCAUUAGAACUUGCUUGAACUCCAAAUCUAACUCAGAUAAAUAGUCAAUUGAAUAAAAUUUUUCAUGAACUGAGCAAAGCUAUAAAAUUGGCUGAAAUAAUUACUUAUUUCGUUAAACUAAACUUAUAAUCUGAGUUUUACUAAUUUUACAAAAAAAAUCAUUUAAACUUAUCUUCGUCUUGUAUUCAAAUCAAAAUUCAG
Messenger RNA from Tetranychus urticae (two-spotted spider mite), 2023 nucleotides. RefSeq lists its product as uncharacterized. NCBI's taxonomy places the organism in Eukaryota, Metazoa, Arthropoda, Arachnida, Trombidiformes, Tetranychidae. Gene Ontology annotation, molecular function: protein binding. The record is from RefSeq and is a predicted model, not a curated record.